AUGGAGCGUGGUGGCGGGGAGAGCCCCUGCAUGCAGGACAGUCCUGAGCGGGAGCGGCGGGGGGGCAGCCCGGACCUCAGUGGACCCCCGCCAGGGAAGAUGGGGCGUUUGGAGCUCAACGGGAGCCCCACUGGGCCACGCCUCCUACGCCACAACGGCCACCCACACAGACCUCUGGGAGGUCUGAUGAUCCCAGUGUUCUGUGUGGUCGAGCAGGCAGGGCCUGACGGAGGGAUGCAGCGUGAACGAGAGCGUGAAGAGGUGGAGAGGAAGGAGGGACACAGAGAGGAGCAUGCUGAGUUUGUCCUGGUCAGGAAGGAUAUCCUCUUCAACCAGCUUGUGGAGACAGCCCUGCUGGCCCUGGGGUACUCCCACAGCUCAGCAGCUCAGGCCCAUGGCAUCAUCAAGGUGGGUCGUUGGAACCCUCUGCCCAUCCACUUCCUAUCAGAUGCUCCUGAAGCCACGGUGGCUGAUAUGUUGCUGGACGUCUAUCACAUGGUCACCCUCCGCAUUCAGCUACAGAGCUUUGCCAAGCUGGAGGACCUUCCGUCAGAGCAGUGGAACCACGCCACGGUGAGGAACGCCCUCAAGGAGCUUCUCAAGGAGAUGAACCAAAGCACACUGGCCAAGGAGUGCCCCCUCUCACAGAGUAUGAUUUCCUCAAUAGUAAACAGCUCCUACUAUGCCAAUGUCUCCACUGCCAAAUGCCAGGAAUUUGGACGCUGGUACAAGAAGUACAAGAAAAUCAAAGGUGAGAGUUUGGAGAGAGACAGCCUGGCAGACUUCUGUGUCAUGGGCCAGCUUCCCCCUCCCCACCUGGCCAGCCUGACCCAGCUCAGCCACCUUGGACAACAACACCCCCCCUCGCCCCACGGCCAGCUCCACCACAGCCCCCCUCUGCGUGGCCAGGUCCCCCCUCCAGCCUCCCUUCAGCCUCUCCUCGGCCCAGGCGGGCUUCUCUCCCCCCAGCUUAGCCCUCAGCUUGUCCGACAGCAGCUAGCCAUGGCUCACCUCAUCAACCAGCAGCUCGCUGUUAACCGCCUGCUAGCCCACCAGCACCCACAGGCCCUCAACCAGCAGUUCCUCAACCACCCUCCCAUCCCUCGGCCCUCCAAGGCAGGGGGCCUUGGGGACCCCGGGAACAACCCAUCUGCUGCGGAAGUCUCCACUGAUAUCUACCAGCACGUCAGGGACGAACUGAAGAGAGCCAGCGUCUCACAGGCUGUGUUCGCUCGCGUGGCCUUCAACAGAACACAGGGCCUGCUGUCGGAGAUCCUGCGGAAGGAGGAGGACCCUCGCUCUGCCUCUCAGUCCCUGCUGGUCAACCUCAAAGCCAUGCAGAACUUCCUCAACCUCCCUGAGGGGGAGAGAGACCGUAUUUACCAGGAGGAGCGUGAGCGCAGCAUGAAUCCCCCUGUCGGCCUGCCCCCUACCCCUAGCUCCAGCCCCGGGGGCCCCCGCCUCUCACAGCCCAAGCCGCCAUGCCUCAACCCAGACCUGCCCCUGAAGCUGGAGUCUCUGGUCAACAUCACGUCAGGUAUCUAUGAUGAGAUCCAGCAGGAGAUGAAGAGGGCCAAGGUGUCUCAGGCGCUGUUCGCCAAGGUGGCUGCCAACAAGAGCCAGGGCUGGCUGUGUGAGUUGCUGCGGUGGAAGGAGAACCCUAGCCCAGAGAACCGUACUCUGUGGGAGAACCUGUGUACCAUCCGGAGGUUCCUGACCCUGCUCCAGACAGACAGAGACCUGGUGUAUGAAGAGGAAUCCAGGCACCACCACAGUGAGAGGCUGCAUACUGUACUACACCUGCCCCAAGAACCACAGGCACUGCACAGACAACCCCCACAACCCCUGAAGGACCACUCCCCGAUGCGCGAGGACCCCAUGCCCCUCCAGGGUAAUGAUGAAGAGUCCCAGAAUGUUGAAAGAGUCAGUUCAGGAGUCGGUGGUGGCGUGGUCAUUAAGAAGCCUCGGUCGCGCACUAAGAUCUCACUAGAAGCUCUGGGCAUCCUGCAGAGCUUCAUCCAGGAUGUGGGUCUUUAUCCGGACCAAGAGGCCAUCCACACUCUGUCAGCCCAACUGGACCUGCCCAAGCACACCAUCAUCAAGUUUUUCCAGAACCAGCGUUACCACGUCAAGCAUCACGGCCGGCUGAAGGAGCUGGGGGAGGGGGCCGGUGGUGUGGACGUCAGCGAAUACAGAGACGAGGAGCUCCUCUCCAGCUCAGAGGACCCUGAGUCCAGCGAAGACGGUCAUGAGGAGAUGUACCCCACUACAGAGAGGGAAAGAAGGGGAAGCAACCCAGCAGGGUCAGCCCCUGCCCUGGCACCAGCCCAGCCUUCAGGGACCAGCAUGGGGGCCAUGGAAGAGGGCAAGGACAAGGGGCAUUCUCAUGGUCUGAGUGGGGGCCGAGCCAGCUCCCUGCCCCCUGGUAGCUCCUCAUCCAGCCCCAGAGAGCAGGCUGACUUCCAGAGAUAGAGACCCAGAGACCAGAGGAGAUGCAGAAAGAGAGUGAGAG
This is a messenger RNA of Salvelinus namaycush (lake trout), 2512 nucleotides long. Its product is annotated as DNA-binding protein SATB2-like. NCBI's taxonomy places the organism in Eukaryota, Metazoa, Chordata, Actinopteri, Salmoniformes, Salmonidae. The coding region runs from base 1 to 2472 and encodes 823 amino acids. Gene Ontology annotation, molecular function: RNA polymerase II cis-regulatory region sequence-specific DNA binding; DNA-binding transcription factor activity, RNA polymerase II-specific. The record is from RefSeq and is a predicted model, not a curated record. Gene Ontology annotation, biological process: chromatin remodeling; regulation of transcription by RNA polymerase II. The transcript is spliced from 11 exons.